AUGCUUGGGGCUGGCUCCUGGUUUGUUGGGCUUGCCAUUCCCACUGUAUUCGUUGGUGGCUUUAUUGCCUCACGUAAACGUCUAGCGUAUCAAUGGCGAGAGGAACUCAUGGAUCCCGAUAACACAGUCUAUCCACCCAUCACAAUGAAUGAUAUGGACUUUUUCCGCGGAGUUUCCCCAUCGUAUCAGAAAGAAGGAAGUGGUGUGACAUUAGCGGUAAAUGAAAAUAUUGGAUUGUAUGUAAAUCGUGAUGUACUUUCAGUUGAAGAGAGAAAUGUGUUGAUGGAUGAGGUUGUACGUUGGGUCUCACUCUUUGGACAGAAAAUAGAUCCCAGGAAAUUUGAUUUUUAUGAGAAUAAGAAUAAUAAGAAUAAGGAAAAUUCUAAUGAUGUGGAUUUGAAAUGUUAUAAAGAGACUUCUAUUAUUUCCGAUCAUGCAGAAGAUAUUCAAUUAAUGAAAGCUCCAUGGGGAACAGGUGAUCGUAUUCGAUAUGAAGCCAUGCCAGCAACACUGCGUUUCUUAGUAGAUAAAGUCCAACGAACAUUUGAGGGUGUUGGACGUCUUCGUCAUGUUUACGUGGAAUACUCCCCAAGUGGUAAAUUUUAUCAUGAGCCACGGGCAACGAAAGGGUUUGAUGGACACGAUUAUGUUAUUAUUCCUUUAAGAAGUGAUACAAAUCCCACUGUAGUAACCUUUUCACCACUUUUACGAUCUAAAGUAUCCAUAUUGCAGGAAGUGCAGGAAAACUCAUGGACUUCACGAGAUAUAGAUGCUAUUAUUCCAUCUAAUGCCGCUCUUCGUGUAUAUGGAACUGCACGUUAUGAAUGGGGUUGGGGAAUUCGACCAUGUGAAGUUUGGUUUGGACAUCGACAGAAUACACUUAAACACUUGUUAAACACCACAUUUGUUCAUAGAGGUAUGAUGGAACGUGUAAAGAGACGUUUACUGUAUAUGAAACCAAAGCAUACAGUUCAACAAGAUGCGGCACUUGUAGUACUUCACUUUGAAGGACCACGUGAUAAUAAUAAACAACGUUCAUUAUUACUGCAACCAGAAAUACUUAUUUUUGGGCGACCACCUGCUCCUGAAAUGUAUGAGCAAUGGGUGGAGGACCGUCCCACACAAGAGGUAGUUCGUAAAGAAGGUGUUUUUUUAUUUAUGAUUAAGAACUACUUGGAAAUGUUACAAGUGAGCUGA
Messenger RNA from Trypanosoma theileri, 1197 nucleotides. RefSeq lists its product as uncharacterized. The transcript has a single exon. The record is from RefSeq and is a predicted model, not a curated record. The coding region runs from base 1 to 1197 and encodes 398 amino acids. NCBI's taxonomy places the organism in Eukaryota, Euglenozoa, Kinetoplastea, Trypanosomatida, Trypanosomatidae.